Oncorhynchus mykiss (rainbow trout) is the source of this 6319-nucleotide messenger RNA. The record is from RefSeq and is a predicted model, not a curated record. Lineage: Eukaryota; Metazoa; Chordata; Actinopteri; Salmoniformes; Salmonidae.
GAAGAAAGAGAAAAUGUGUGUGUGUGUGCAUGAAUGCUUGCGCGUGUGUGUGUGGGUGGCGUGCGGACGGUGUCUCUUCCGACGUUAUUCAUUUAGACUUAGGGGAAGUUUCCCAGCAGGUUAUUUAUACUGUAUCGUCUGCCAAUCGUUUCUCUUGCAUCUCCAGACAGAGAAAACCCAAGCUCCAGCGUCUGAAGCGCUCCCUCUCCUUUAAGACCCUGAUGCGCAGUAAGAGCGUGGAGAACUUCUUCCAGAGGUCCUACAGUGACGCCCGUCUCCCCCCUGACUUCAUCACCGACCCGCCACCCCCCUCCCCGCCCCCUGGCUCUCCCCUCGCCAGUGAACGCUCACCCUCCCUCUCUCCGUCACUCAGCCCCAACCCCUCCCUCUGCUCCCACUCCCCGUCUCUAAGCUCCUCCCCCUCGCUGUCUUCCAAGGCCCCGCCCCCACCCCACCUGACGCAGGUGACCCACUGCUUCCAGGAGCACGUGUUCCGCAAGCCCACCCACUGCCAGCUCUGCAAGCACCUGAUCGUGGGUAACUCUAAACAGGGUCUUCGGUGUAGAACCUGUAAGAUGGGUGCUCACCUGUGGUGCACCUCAGAAUUGUCCCAGCAGCCCUGCAAUGGAAAGUCUGGGGUCGGGGUGUUCAAGCGGAACUUCAGCUCUCCCAUGCUGGUCAACGAACAACUGGCUGUCGUCAAGGAGGUGCAGCCCACCCAAGGGGCAGGCCGGGGGCGUGGGGUGGACCCUAUUUACGCAGCCCUGCGCUAUGGGACGUCCCUGGCACAGAUGAGCCGCUCCAGUUUUGGGAGCGUGUCCGAGUCACCCACGCACAGCCAGGGUGAAGGAGGAGAGGAGGGGGAGCAGAGGCAGUACAGCAUGGAGGAGGAGAUGCCACAGGAGACAGGGGAUCUGCCUCCGUGUGAAAACGAGAAGGCUGAACCUGAGGGUGGGGGCAGCGAGCAGCUCCAGGAGCCUGUAGAGGAAACCAGCGUGAAGGUUCCCAGGCGUAUUGAGGUUCACUCCAUCCACACGUAUGUAGCGCUCUUCAAGUUCCUGCCUCAGGAGCACAACGACCUCGGACUAGAGCCUGGUGAUCGGGUGCUGGUCACUGAUGAUUCUAAUGAAGAGUGGUGGAAGGGUAAGAGUGGAGACAAGGUGGGCUUCUUCCCUGCUAACUUCGUUCAGAGGGUGCGCCCAGGGGAGAGGGUGUGGAGGGUCACCCAGCCUGUCCCUGCCAGCCGAGGGAUGGGCCACAUGCCAGUGAAGGAGGAUCAGAUCUGUGUGGGGAAGAGUGAGGACAGUGAUGGUUUUCUGAAGCUGAGCAGUGGGAAGAAAAGAGGACUGGUCCCUGCUAAAUCCAUUGAGGAGAUCUAACCUCUGUCUCAACACCAGCCCCCCUUCUCUCUCUCUCUCUUACCAGCACCCUGUAACCUCCCCACACACCCCUGAGGAGGACCAGCCAGUCCGGGGGUCCUCCAACACCACCAUCGUGAGGCCCACCACCCUACUAAACUGAGUGGGGAGCCGUGAUAGUUCAGCUUGUGAAUUCCAGGUGAUGUGGAGGAUGCCUCAGCUUUAUCCUUGCUGACCUUGUCUCCUCCACCCCAAUGUAGCUGACAACCCAGACUUGAAAGAGUUGGCCUAGGUGUUGUGGAGGACUAUCUAAGACCCCAGUACCCCAUGUUUUCCUGCUGUAAUGUACCUUAGUCUAUGAGUGAACUGGGUUGGUCUGUAGUCCACACCACAGGGGUAUGAGUUUUAGGACUGAAGGACUGGCUGCUGUGGACUCCAGUAACUUCCCUCAGGAUGGAAGGAACUUUGAGACUAUCUUCUGUCUGAUGAGUCUGGUCUCUCUGUGUGUGAUUUGACCAGUUCUUUUUCACUGUCCUCUAUGGCUGGAUAUCACGAGGCUGAAGAAUGCAGGAUUAAGGCCGUCGCACACUAUACAGUCGAAACAUGGCGCGCUCCGUUUCGCGCAUAUAUAAUGACUCAAAUGUGUGCCGUUUUUGUUCGUUUUGGUGUUUGGCAGGUUUUUUUUUUGUCUGUUCGCUCACACAACAUCUUUUAUUGGGGCAAGUUGAAGUUCAGUAGCCAAUGUCUACGCCCUUUCGUCUGUCAUUGGUCAACUGUAGUGUUUUCAAAUGAAGGUCCUUUAAGGGAGUAUGAGAGCACAGUCGUGCGCGCACACCUAACCGAGUUCUGCCAAGAGCAAACAGAACCUAGUAUUAGUAUACGUUGCCUUAAUCAGGAGGAUGUACUUGUGUUGUGUGUGGGGGUAAUGUUCCUGGUCACUGCAUGGAAGAAAACAUUUGUUCUUUCUCUGAUGAACUAGAACAAGUGUCACACUCCUGAUGGCAGCAUCACAGAUGGACGCCCACUAUGAUCACAGUAAUUCAUUUAAGAGGUGACCGUGAAGGAGAUAAUUGCAUGCUGAAGGAUGCACUUGUUUCAAUGUCGGUGUCAGUGAGAUGUUCAAGAUACUGCCGAUGGUUGUAGGUUUCGGUGCUCGCGUUUUCUCUCCCCCGUUCCUUUGGUCCACCUUCUCUCUCUCUCUGUCGCUCUCGGUCUCUAUCUCUCUCUCUCUCUCUCUGUCGCUCUCGGUCUCUCUCUAUCUCUCCUUCCCUCUUCCAUCUUUCUCAGCUAUCACAUUGGUCCCUUGGCUGGGAUUUGACUUCAGCUUAAUUUAGACUGGCACAGAACUUAACUGCUCUGCAAGGACGGAUGGACGGGCAGGUGGGUGGGUGACACUGGGCAGAGUACACCCUGCUCAGACCGACCAGACAGCCAGCAGAGGACAGGACAAACUAGGUCUAUUUCGACACACACUCUCUCAGAUCCUGACUCACUGGCUGACUCACUGACAUUUGACCUCGCACUUGGCAGGUUCCAGAAGGUCAUGGAUGUAAGCCACGUCAUUCUAUUGUACAGGUCAAUCAGUCGCACACUUCAGAGAAUGUGUUUUUCUAUGUCCUAUUUAUGAAAAAUACAAGAGACGACAUUAGAUUGGGGCAGUGAAUACUUACAUAAAUACUUCAGUGUUUUUUGUUCUCUCCCUCAGUAGUGUUUGAAUAGCCUAGACUGUAGAAAACAUCUAUGAAUAGAGACAUUGUUUAAAAAAAGAAGAAGAAACAAAUGGAGCAACAACACAUUUUUUUUAACUGCUCUAAAUUUGUUUCAAUUUUCUGGCCAAUUUAGCAGACGGGCACUGAGGAGCCGUGGAAGACUUGGGAAGUGUUUUCGUGUCUUUUGGCUUGUCUGUUUGGUCCACCGCUGGUAAACAAACAACAGCCAAGAGCCAGUCGGCUGGAAAACCACAUGAACAGACCUUGUAAGUGUGACAACCGGACAUGGUCCCGCUGGUCUGAGGGACAGGGAGCGAGGGAUAUGGAGGGACAGGGAGCGAGGGAUAUGGAGGGACAGGGAGGGAUGUAGACAAAAGGGGUUGACCCAGGUGUUGAACCAUCAUGAAUCAAUGUGUCUGUAUGCAGGUUUCUUUGUCUAUGGAUGACCAAUUCAACAUUGAUCAAAUGUCAGUCCAUCUCUCUCUCUCUCCAUUCCCCACUCACUUUCCCUCUGUCUCUGACACUAUUGGGCAUUUUUGCUGCUAGUGGGAAGGGUGGCUGGACUGUUGUAUUGUACAUGUAAUGUAAGCAUGUUUAAUGAUAGGAUAAUGGGUUGGAUUUCAACGUUUCCAUAAUGUACUGAUCAUUUAUUGAUUUAGACAGAUAUCUAUCUACUUGCUGAGUUGCAGCACGUAGCGGUCACACUGUUGGCAUUAACGGCCAAUAACAUGUCCCCUCCCUCUUCCUGUAGUAUAAGAAUGCAGUAUAUACAGUAAGUCAUCGGAAGUGUAAAAUAAGUACGAUGAUGAACAUAUUGGGUGCGUUCGUAAAUUCAGAUUGUUGUCAGAUUGUCCGUUGGUAAACGCUCUCAGAGCGUUCAGAGCUCACGCUGGACGCUCCGGCCGAGGAGGUUUGAUCCAAGCGUUCAGACCCCACAACGACAGUCAAGCACCCAAGCUAACUGGCUAACUUGCUAGGUACUUAUAGACACGAAUGAGAGAACACCUCACUCUGACCAGUUUACUCGCCCUAGCAGAGCUGGUUAGGCUGUUUUCAUGUUAUCCAGAGUGUUGGGGACUGUAACUGUUCUGCCGGCAACAAUUUAAUUACGCUUUCUUUGCCGACGUUUACUGACGCCGGCCAUAUUCAACGGGUGUUGCGUGUUCGUAAAUUCAUCAGUUAUGCUCUGGCACACUCAGACGAGAGUGCUCUGAAAUCAGUGUAGAUGGGCAGAGCGAACUUACGAACGCACCCAUUAUUUCAUGUUUUGUUCAUCACAUUGUGCAUGAUAAUAUGAUCAUCUUUGGGUCUAUAUCCUCCGUGUGUGUGAAUGGAUGAAGUUUCACAGACUGUGAUGAAUAUUGUAUUUUCCUUCCAUUGGGUCCAUGUGUUCCUAUGUGUAGCAAGGACUUCUCUGGUCCUCACAGUCCCAGACCAGGAGCUAACAAGACCUCAGUAUAGUCACUGGGUGUAUAACUGGAUUAAUUGUUUGUUAGCUUAUUCUCUACCGAAUUUUCACAUAAAAUGUACAUUAUCGGUGUGUUCAUGUAGAUUUAAGAGUCUGUCACCCUUUGUGGACCCUGUUUGAUUCGCUCUUCGUGUAGCAUUUCUGUGUACAGGCCCUGGCCUCGUUUCCCAGUUGCGAUGUAACUUAAGCAUUACGACGAUUUGAGCAACUUUUUAAAGAGCUACUGCCUCUGAAAUUUUGGUCAUAAAUGGUAUGUCACGGAAUGAAGGGUACAGGAACAGUGUUUCGUGUUUUAUUUUUAUAUCCGGCCCAUAGAUAGCAGCACUCAAGUAAUCAUCUAUUCAAAGCGACGCUGCACGCGACCCGAUCAUAAUGCCCAUGGUCAAUUUGGUUUGACAGUCAAUAUCCCUAUGGGGCAAGUUAGGGACCGUCAGUAAAUUACAGAAUUUUGGGACAACAUUUUAAAACUUUAAUAGCUCCAAAAUUCAAUGACUUAAAAAACUCAAACCAAUUGUAAAAAUUAAUAUACAAAUAUUGGAAGCAUUUAACCUUUUACUGCAGUGGGCUAAAUCUGGGUCACACAGAGUGUUUCUUGGUAGUCUUAAACAAAUCUGCUUAGAAACAAAGUAUACACCUCACACACAUGGUCAUGGGCUUAAAAAUAAGAAGACGCCUUUACCUUGUCAGAUAUAGAGUUUAAAUGUAUUCCAUUUUGAGUUUGCAUCCCAAUAUUACACGUUAUAUACAUCACAGAAUACUGAAAUGUAACAAAACUUUUUGACAUAGAAACAAGAUUUUCAGAAGUUUUUUCAAAAUAAUGUUGAUUUGUGAAAUUAUGAAAAAUAUGAAUAACAUUCCACUCACUCAUGAGGCCACUAGGUAAUUUGACUGCAUGAAAGAGAUACUGAGACAAAAAAAGAAUACGCAACAUUAAAAUAUUGUCCCAUUUACAUUGUGUAAUUUAUUGAUAUCCCUAACUAUCCCCAGAGAUAGGCUGUCCAAAGUCAAACCGUCUUUUCCCCGAUUAGCUGAAGCUGAUUGGCUAAAUAAUUUGGCUAACUAUUCCCACCUGCAAACACACAAGACACCCACAUUAAACCACACCCCAAAACCAACUCAAGUUUGAAUUCAGUCAUGGCCGCUAGCAUUUGCUAAUGAACCAAAUCCAGAACAAGGCCAAAUUAGGAAGUGCAGUCACCUUUUAAGAGUGUUUCCCAAACAAGCAUGUAGAGAGGCAUACCGCUCGCGUCAUUAGACCAUGUGUCAAUACUGAUUGGAUCAAAAGAAAAGCAUCACUCUCAAAUCAGCUUUCUCCAUUCAAAUCUUACCUUAACAUUAUAAUUAUAAUUAUCCCACAAUCCUGACGAUGGAUCACUUCCUAUGAGAUAUUACCACCUACAGUAUGGCUGCAAAUAAGCUAUUGAUGCGGUUUAUUAUGCUUCCCCAAUAAUAAUGCACUAAAUCACAGAGUGGGCCCAUCACUGCACAAGUGUGACGUGACGCAGAAGGGCACUUUGGGCACGAGUGGUCUGCAAAAGGUUUUUAAGAGCCACGUUACUAACGAAGGCUCUGGGAAAACACCUCGGCUACUAAAGACACAUCGUCUAGAAAGUUCUAAGGAUCUGAUCUGUCAAGAUGAAGGCUCUGGGAAACAAGGCUCUGCACAGUAAGUGUAUGUUUUAGUGUGUGUGUGUGUGUGUGCGGGAUAUAGCCUUAGUUAAUAUCACUGGAAGAACACAUGCCUCAAUAAUAAAAAAUAAAAAACUCUUUAACCUUGAAUGAAA